AUGUCGUCUCCCGGAUACGGAGAUGAGAAAUCGCAGGGACGUCCUCGACUGGCGGCUGCUCCGGCCUGCGAAGCAUGUCGCAGGCUGAAGGUAUUCCCCGUCUUUCUGCCCCCGCCCAUCAAGCCAUCGCUAACGACUCAGAUGAAAUGCACCCGAGCAGCCGAAGCACGCGAGAACCCCUUAUCCGAUCCCCUGUCUGAGCCAUGCGACAGGUGUAAACGGACCGAUCGCCCCUGCAAAACCCCCGAGUCACGACCGCUAGGUAGGAGGCGCGGAGCUUUGGGCCGGUAUCGCGGGCUCGAAAAGGCAUACCGAAAGCUGCAGGCGGAGGCGAAAAAGGCUAACAUUCCACAUGACCUCGAUGAAAGGUUUGAUACGAUCCCUUUACACUCCGCCGAGGAAGAGCUGGGAUUCGAUUCUUUCUUGGUGGAUGAACCGUCCGAUCAUCCUCAAAUUAACACGACAACCGACGUGCCGGCGAUCCCCGGAACGCCGGUUCUCGGUCCAGAAGUGAGAAGGCCUAGGACGGCGAUUCAGGAUGAGAAUCAUGGAGACGCGGAAGAUCACAAUACACCGACACACGAACCAAUGAGUAAUCCGCUUGCCCUGCUGGCGUACGCAUCUGAUGCCGCCCAAGCAGCGGAAGCAAGAUCAACUUCCGUGAAUACAUUACCCAGUCCAUCAUCCAGGAGGCAAACAGGUCCCAGAAAAGGGGAAAGCGAGGGGCACCGAUUACUCCACCGACCGGGAUAUGUUUCUUUGGGACUGCAGUUGGACCGAGCAAGUCUCGUGCAGGGUCUGGAUGGCUUGUUGGCCUGCCUUGACGCAGGGCAUCAGUCUCUCGACUACUUUAAGCGAACAAGUGUUCGUCAGCGCGACGUUGGGCCGGACUUAGAUCCGGUCGAGCUGGGGCUCGUUACUAUGGAUGAAGCGAACUACCUGUUCCCAAUAUAUUUCACACGGCUGCACCCAAUUAACGGAAUACUUGACCCAAUGCUCCACACCCCAGAAUUUGUGCGCGCUCGAUCUUCGCUGCUGUUUACCUGGAUUCUUACCCUAACAGCUCUAUUUGAAAAUAACUGUGCUCCAAUUGCAGAGCGCCUGCGAUUGCACGGCGAAAAGCUAUCGAGAUACGUGCAUUCUUGCGGGCUCAAGUCUGUCGAAAUCGUGCAAGGAUACUAUAUCUCGCUCCUGUCUGCUACUCCGGCCAAGACCCUGGCUGAAGAGCGCUCCUGGCUCUACACAAUGUAUGCCAUUGGCGUUGCGACAGACUUGGGCAUGGACCAGGAAGCUGAACAUGAUCGGUCUGAAUUAUCGGAAGAGCAGGAUGAUCAGGGCCUGCAAUCGCCAUUCGCAGGAUCAAAGGGGAGAACUCGACAAUCAAUAGCAGGAACUUUACCUGAAAAUACUGUUUACGAACAGCGACUGCUUCGCAAUCGCGAAAGAACCUGGCUAAGAAUCCUCUUGUGGGACCGAGCAAACAGCGCUGCUUGCGGUCGCAUUCAAAGCUUUCCAGAGACAAAUUUGACUCGGGCGGUUGAAACAUGGUGGUUACAUCCGCUGGCGGAUAUGACGGACAAAUAUACUAGUGCAUUCAUCUGUCUACGGAGGGCACUUGCUUCGCUGCAAGUGGAUUUGAAAAAUAGAUCGCAGGACCCUCAUUCCGAUCCACAUUGGCGCCGAGAACUGGUCGACGCCUCUCUCCACCCCUGGUGCAAUGAAUGGCUCUCUGACCGGGACUAUGGCUUCUCUACUCCAUCACCCGAGCAAGUCUCAAUGAUUUUCCUCCGCUACGUUUACGAGCAUGGACGCCUUUGGACCCUGUCAGUAGCAUUGAGUGACUUGACCUCGCGUGCGCAGGACCUAGAUGCUAUCCGACAAGACUGUUUCGAAAUCGCAAUCAAUUGCUGCGAAACGGCCGUGCGCGACUUGGAUAAGAUCGGAGAACCAUUAUAUUGCAUGUUGGCGCCUACAUGGGCGAUGAUAUCUUACGCAGCCGUUCUAACCCUGAAAAUAUUUCCCGCAUUAUAUGGUCCUCGCACGGGCAGUGACUUGGAGCUGCUUGCCUUAUUGAGCCAGGUAGCUUUGCAACUCCAGCGCGCCGGUACCACGCCACCGCACCGCUUCGGUAUCGCAGCGCUAUUGGGACAACAUCUUAUGAUGAUUCUUCGGGCUAGAGCUGUUGGUAUUGGUGAUGCCGCUUCAUCACAGGUCCAGGAUCAUGGUAUUCGUCACGGCCACGGAAUGGCUGAAUGGCAACCUGUGCAGCCUCAAAUAGCGCAUAGAAGUCCUCUUGUUUCGGAUUGGGAUCCGUUUCUGACACCGGCUAUAUCUGAUCAGAAUGAUUUCGGACCCGAUGGGUUCAAUGAUUUUUUUCGCGAGAUCUUUGGGCCUGGGUUUGGGGAUUUGGUUUAA
Penicillium cosmopolitanum is the source of this 2415-nucleotide messenger RNA. RefSeq names its product fungal specific transcription factor domain-containing protein. Bases 1 to 2415 code for a protein of 804 amino acids. Gene Ontology annotation, cellular component: nucleus. Lineage: Eukaryota; Fungi; Ascomycota; Eurotiomycetes; Eurotiales; Aspergillaceae. The record is from RefSeq and is a predicted model, not a curated record. Gene Ontology annotation, molecular function: transcription cis-regulatory region binding; DNA-binding transcription factor activity, RNA polymerase II-specific. Gene Ontology annotation, biological process: regulation of DNA-templated transcription. The transcript has 2 exons.